Molecule: messenger RNA, 2062 nt
Organism: Pseudoliparis swirei
Lineage: Eukaryota; Metazoa; Chordata; Actinopteri; Perciformes; Liparidae
Gene: cant1b
Product: calcium activated nucleotidase 1b
Exons: 5
Coding region: 309-1565 (418 amino acids)
Biological process (GO): proteoglycan biosynthetic process
Molecular function (GO): calcium ion binding; GDP phosphatase activity; UDP phosphatase activity
Source: RefSeq, a predicted model, not a curated record
GACUCGUUUUUCGGUCCCUAUAACGAAUAAAAGGAGUUGCCCCUUCACAUGUCUCUGAUGUUGUAAACUCGUACUUAAUAAAACAUUCGCCUCGUGUCCAGUUAGUUGUUGGGAUGCCAGUAGUUUGUGGCGAGUUGAACGUUUAGACACAUCAGGGCAGUUGGUUCAGUCUCCAGGCAGGAGGAGCUAAUCACCGAGAGACUGCGCGUCGAUGGCCAACCGGUCGGACUUAAAGACCUUCUGCGCCAGGCAGUAGUGGUCAUCAACCCGAGUCCACGCCUGACCGUGAGGAUGAAGACGAUACUUCCAUGACCUCCUUUGGCGUUGCCGUCCGAGGCCUCCCCCUGGCCUUGGCGUCCAUGACGCAAGCUACCGCCUCCGACUCCCGCUUCCACCCCAAAUGGCGGGCGAUCGCUGUGGCGGCCCUGCUGGCGCUGGUUCUCACGUUGUACCUGCACCGCACGGUCGGGGACAGAGGCGCCGCCGCCGCCGGGGGUUACCGCCGCGACCGGAGUCACAGCCUGCGAGCGCACGGCGAGGGCGAGGCGGACCUCUUCAAAGACGCCCACCGGCAAAUUGCAAAAAGCCUCUCGCGCCACCAGAGAAGGGACACGCCGUACAACGACACGUACCCGCUGAGUCCGCCGGAGAAGACGGAGCGCGGCGUCCGCUACCGCAUCGGCGUGAUCGCGGAUCUGGACACGGCGUCGCGCAGCUCAAAGGAGCAGACGUGGUUCAGCCUCAUGAAAAGAGGCUACCUGACGGUGUCGGACGGCGCGGACCGACUGGAGAUGGAGUGGGAUGCCGAGACGGUCACACUGGAGAGUCAUCUGGCUGAGAGAGGACGAGGGAUGGAGCUGUCGGAGCUGGUGGUGUUCAACGGACACCUGUACAGCGUAGACGACCGUACCGGCGUCGUGUACCGGAUCGACGGCGCCCAGGCGGUCCCCUGGGUCAUCCUGCCCGACGGCGACGGCUCCGUCUCCAAAGGCUUCAAGGCCGAGUGGCUGGCAGUGAAGGACGAGCACCUGUACGUCGGCGGCCUGGGCAAAGAGUGGACCACGACAUCCGGAGAGGUCGUCAACGACCACCCCGAGUGGGUGAAAGUCGUGGGUCGCCACGGCGACGUGCAGCACGAGAACUGGGUGCCGCACUACAAUGCCCUGCGGAGCGCAACAGGGAUCCAACCACCAGGCUACCUCAUCCACGAGUCGGCGGCGUGGAGCGAGCGCCUCCAGCGCUGGUUCUUCCUCCCUCGCCGCGCCAGUCACGAGCGCUACGAAGAGGCGGCCGACGAGCGCCGCGCCACCAACCUCCUCCUGUCCUGCCCCGCCGACUUCGGCUCCAUCGCCGUGCGGCGCGCCGGCCCGCUCGACCCGACGCACGGCUUCUCCUCCUUCAAGUUCGUCCCGGACACGGACGAUCAGGUCAUCUUGGCCCUGAAAUCGGAGGAGGUCGCCGGGCGGAUCGCCGCCUACAUCACGGCGUUCACGCUCGACGGCCGGGUGCUGAUGCCCGAGGCGAAGAUCGGGGACGUGAAGUUCGAAGGACUGGAGUUUAUUUGAGGACGGCGCCGACGAGACGCUUGAGAAGCGGACUUCACGCGUGCAUAUUCAUUUCCUCUCAGUUCUACUGUGCAAGAAUGUGGUAUGACCCCCAAAUGAUAUAUUUUACGAUUUAUAUAUUAUAAUAUAUGAUAACAGGGAGGAACAUUGGUCUGUAAAAAGCCAGGAGAAUGCGACAUCACCACAGGAGACAAUUAAGUGUUGCCAAUAAUUGACCAAUUAAUUCACCAACAGUGCGACUGGUUUGGGCCUCCCAUCUGUGACGAGCCGCACACACACAGUCACCACCUUCUUUUAAUGCUUUUAUAAGUAGACACUGCUGAUAUUCCAAAGGAGUCUGGGUAAAUUAUCGCCGCGUAACCGCCAGGUCAUCAAACACAAGGUCAUGUGACCUCCUCUCCUGCAGCCGAACUCUGCUGGUCAGACACUCGGGAAUAAACCGGAUUAAAUGUUUUGAGGAAUAGAAAGAAUGUCCUUAAAUAACUUGAAUUAUCAAA